AUGUGUUUCUGCAAAUUAUUGUUAAUCGUGCUUUUGUUCAGUAGCUGUGAUGACGGAUGGCUACAGUUCAACGACUACUGUCUAGCCUUUAGCCCUGAAGAGUUAAACUGGUACAUUGCCGCGAGCAUCUGUCAGGUGUAUGGCGCUAGACUAGUGCAGAUUGACAGUCAGGCCAAACAAGACUGGAUCGUCAGCCAGAUGCAACAACAACAAUUGACUAAUGCUUGGACCGGGGGAUCAAACAGAUAUCACAAUACUAUGUGGACAUGGGUUCCAAGCUUGAAGUUAAUGAAGGCCUACACAAACUGGCAUGCAGGAGAGCCGAAUAACUUUGCAGGAGAAAACCCGUCCAAUGGUAAGUAUCGACU
Candidula unifasciata is the source of this 368-nucleotide messenger RNA. The record is from the annotation of a GenBank genome assembly. Lineage: Eukaryota; Metazoa; Mollusca; Gastropoda; Stylommatophora; Geomitridae.